AUGAGCCGGCAAGUUACUCUGGCAACCGCCGCACUGCUGGCGGUGAUGUGCUGCGUCGACGCCCAGCGUCGUUUGGCUCUUCCUGACCCAAAAAGUUGCGCCAACAGAGUUCGCCACUCUACGUACCGCGACGCCCGCGGUGUUCUCCAUUCUUACUUCUUUAGUUGGGAACAUGCCCCUACUCGUAACCUGGAAGUAGACUGGCUUGACGCCAGAAAUAUUUGCCGUCGUCACUGCAUGGACACGGUUUCAAUGGAAACUCCACAGGAAAAUGAGUUCAUUAAGCAAAGAAUCGCUCGUGGCAACGUCCGGUAUAUUUGGACGUCUGGUCGCAAAUGCAACUUCGCCGGUUGUGACCGUCCGGACUUGCAGCCACCCAAUGUGAAUGGCUGGUUUUGGUCCGGUUCUGGCGCAAAGAUCGGUCCGACCACACAACGUAACACUGGCGAUUGGUCUUACACAGGCGGGUAUGGCCAGCCUCAACCGGACAAUAGAGAAGCCGCUCAGGGCAAUGACGAGUCUUGUCUGUCAAUACUCAACAAUUUCUACAACGACGGCCUCAAGUGGCACGACGUGGCCUGCCAUCAUGUAAAGCCUUUCGUUUGCGAGGACAGCGACGAGUUGCUUAACUUCGUACGUUCCAGAAAUCCAGGUCUCCGUAUAUAG
Parnassius mnemosyne (clouded apollo) is the source of this 666-nucleotide messenger RNA. Lineage: Eukaryota; Metazoa; Arthropoda; Insecta; Lepidoptera; Papilionidae. The record is from the annotation of a GenBank genome assembly.